CGUAGUAAGAUCAUAGUCUUAUUCGAGAACGAUGAACGGUGAAAAUACAAAUGUUUUGGAAAAAGUUAAUCGUCCAAAAAUUUUAAAAUUUGGUGUCGAACGUAUUUUGUCGAAUGAAUUCUCUUCGAAGAGGACAGUAGUACGUCCAAGUCCAACAUCGAUGGUUCCAUCACAAGAUGUAUUGAGACCACUAGCGGUUCAAUUUUCCACGGUAGCGUGUCCUUGUCCCGGAAGCUGUACCAGUUGUGAUCUUCGUACCUGUUCCGGUUUUCCCUUUAGACAAACUCCGAUCGAAACUCAAGCGAUGAUUAAUUAUCAAAGAAAUAAUACAGAUAAUUUUGGAAAUUUGUAUCGACCAGCUGCUGUCCGAGCAAUUUCAAGAGUGACAACGGCAGCAUCUUCCAAUCUUGGUAAUACUAUGGAAACUAAUACGAGAAGGAAACGAUCGUGGUCCAGAGCUGUGUUUAGUUCUUUGCAAAGGAAGGGUCUUGAAAGGAGAUUCUCUUUGCAAAAGUACAUCACAAAACCUGAUAGAAGACAAUUGGCUGCUACUUUAGGACUCACCGACGCUCAAGUAAAAGUUUGGUUUCAAAAUCGACGAAUGAAAUGGCGACAUACUAAACAAGGAGAAAAUAAUAAUUCGUCGAUCGCUGAUCCAGAUUCGACUCAAAAAGAAAUUCCUCAGAAAAUAUUAGAAGACUCGACGAAAAAUGUCGAAGGAAAAACUAUUCUUUCCGAAGAUGAAGAAGAUAUUGAGAUACAAGUGGACGUAUAAUAAUUGACAGGUUUAUUUUUAGAAUGGAAUGGAAAUUUUUUCUAAUCGUUUUACCCUUAACUAUUAUCAAGGAUGUAUAUUUUUAUCAUUAAUUUAACACGAUCAAAGAUAGAUAGUUUAAACUAUUAAAAAUUGGAUUGAAACAAAAAAAAAAGAAUUAGGUAUAAAUGAACGUUAGAAAAAGUAUGAAAAAAUAAAAUUUUAUUGCAGCCCUCUUUUUUUUAUAUCUAAUUAAAAGUAUUUACAAAUCGGUGUGCUUUUUACACGAGUGAAAAGUGUUAUCUAUCCUCAGGGAGACAUUUUCAAAGUUAAUUCAAAAAUCUCAUCGCUAGAUGUCGCAAUAAUCGAUAUCGAAAAUAUCGAUCGGUAAAAUCACAGUGAAUCAUUCUGUAUAUAAAGUGAUAUUACUUAUCUUCGUCUUGAAGUACAAAAUUGAUUUUCUCUAAUAAAUUGAUCGGUUGGUCAUCUGCAGAUAUCAAACUAUAAAUUGAUUUCUCCUUAGUUUCGAUGAUAAAAUCUUCCAAAACAGUUUUUAACAUGGUAAGAUCAAAGGAACAAUGAUUUAUUCCAAACUCGUAUUUCCCAAAGGAGUUAACCCUACUUCCUUUCGUAAUAAAAUCUAAACGUUUCGUUGCGAUGAAAGAUAUAAAAGAGUAAAAUUGUAUAUAAUUCAUUCCAUGAGAAACUUUCAACAUUAAUUGACAAUGUUCAACCCAAUUAACCAUAUCUUUACAAUCUUCCACUUCUUUCAUAACGGAAGAUAAUUGUUGUUUCAAACUCAGCCAUAUGGUACGUAUAUUACAUCCAUUGAUCCAAUUAUGAUUCACAGAAAUAGUAUCUUCCUAUUGAAUGACACUUGGCUUGUUUUAAAGUAGUCAUAUUUGAUUUGCGUAUCAAAAGAUACUUACCAAAUUCCAGACUUGAUGAUGCCAUCCUGAUGGAAUGAACAUAAUCUCUCCAGCUUCUUGUAUUACAUCAAAACAUUUUAAAUUUUGACUAUCAUACUCUUUAUAUUUAGAAUGAUCCUUAAGAUCUUCAGAAAGUACAUCGUAUACCAAUUGACCGUAUGAAUCACGAAAUUUAUUUUCUUCUUUCGGUGGAAAAAGUAACCAACGUUUUCUACCAACGAUAUUGGCAGACCAGCUAUAUGAAAAAAAUACAUCGGCAUGCAAUGGCGUCCUGUAGGACAAAGUAAAAAAGAUAUAUUGUUUGAAUAAUCUUACGAAUGAGAUAUGCAAAAUGAA
Messenger RNA from Vespula pensylvanica (western yellowjacket), 2019 nucleotides. Its product is annotated as H2.0-like homeobox protein. The coding region runs from base 32 to 775 and encodes 247 amino acids. Gene Ontology annotation, biological process: regulation of DNA-templated transcription. The transcript is spliced from 4 exons. Gene Ontology annotation, molecular function: sequence-specific DNA binding; DNA-binding transcription factor activity, RNA polymerase II-specific. The record is from RefSeq and is a predicted model, not a curated record. Lineage: Eukaryota; Metazoa; Arthropoda; Insecta; Hymenoptera; Vespidae.